Molecule: messenger RNA, 1145 nt
Organism: Aricia agestis (brown argus)
Lineage: Eukaryota; Metazoa; Arthropoda; Insecta; Lepidoptera; Lycaenidae
Product: metaxin-2
Exons: 7
Coding region: 238-1005 (255 amino acids)
Biological process (GO): mitochondrion organization
Cellular component (GO): SAM complex
Source: RefSeq, a predicted model, not a curated record
AUUUCAAGGUCUCGCUGUGAAAUGUGAAUGGAAUUUUGAUUUUUGAUAAUUACUUUUUCUGUGAUUUUACGUAAAAUAAACUUUUUAUUUGCCAUCGAAUCUAAAGAAUUAUGCCGGAAAUGUCUUUAGCGGACUCCAUAGUUACGUCCUUAAAUGAUGCGGGAUGUACCUUAUCCUCCUGAAAGACUUCUAUUUCACCAUUUCAGCUUCAGUCUGCUCUAGUUUACGGUGAUAUAAAUGAAAGACAUGACGUCAGAAGAACGAUUCGUUUUUGCACAAGAGCCAUGGCCAGACAACGUGAAGCUGUUCCAGCCUUACGAGGUAGAACAGAUACUGUUACCUGACAAUGCAAGCUGUCUUGCAGUACAAGCAUUUUUAAAGAUGUGCAACCUUCCGUUCGAAGUAGAGAUGCGGUGGAACGCGGAGUUCAUGUCUCCGUCGGGGCGGGUGCCGUUCAUCAAAUGCGGCGCCUUCGUGGUCCCCGAGCUGGAGUCCAUCGCUCAGUUUGCCGCCAACAAGGGCGUGACGCUCACUUCCAAACUGUCGUCGGAGGAGCGGGCAGAGAUGAGGGCCUACAUGAGUCUUAUUACCAAUGUCCUGGUUAAUGCAGAGUUAUACAUAUCAUGGCUAGACCAAGAGACAUUCAACGCGGUGACGAAAGUCCGCAACUCAUCGGUAUACCCGUGGCCGCUGGGCUGGAUACAGACGAGGUCCAAACGAGCUGCCGUCGUCAAGAGACUGAAGGCUCUGCACUGGCACGAUAAGACACUGGACCAGGUGUUGGCUGAUGUAGAGCAGUGCUGUAAUUCGUUAAGUCAGCGCCUAGGUGACAAGGAAUUCUUCUUUGGAACGCCAACGGAGCUAGACGCUUUAGUGUUCGGUCACGUAUUCACGAUCAUCACAACCCGGCUGCCGUGCCGGCGGCUCGCUGACACGGUCAGUAAGUGCACCAGCCUGGUCAGCCUGGCCAAGAGGAUCGACGAGAGAUACUUCAAGCGGCCCUAGCAUACGGCCAAGUAUAGGAAGACGCACUGCCUGCCGCUCGCACAGCUGCUCGGCUGCACAAAGAAGCAGAAGUAAACGUAUCGCUUGUCUCUUUCGCUCAUGUUGCUAGCUCGGAUCGAUUUGCGAUAGCAAUGCUAAAG